AUGAACGCCGACCUCGUGGACCUCGUCUUCCUAACCCGUUCGCAACCCUCAGCUCCGAUUUUUUCGUCUUCCGUCCCCUCCUCUUCCGCUAUCGACUACGAGAAGCACGCAAUGCCAGACCCCAACAACGACGCCGCCGCCGCCGCGCCCGAGACGUGCCCCGUCGACCAUAAGGCCCGCGAGGCCUGGCUGCAGCACGCCCGUGCCGCGAACCCGGCCGAGGCGCAUCCUCACCCGCCACACCCCGUCGUCUCUUCCGCCGACAUCUCGCCGACGCAGUCGCAGUCCUGGACCCAGUCCCUGCUAUCGCUGACGCCCUUCUCGUCAUCGUCGUCGUCUUCGUCUUCUCCUGCUUCGAACACUACAUCGACACCACCAUCCGCGUCGUCCGCCGCCUCCACCGCCGAGGCCUGUCCCGUUGACCACAAAUCCCGUGAAGCAUGGCUCGCCCAGGCCCGCGCCGCGAGCGCCACAGCAAAUCCUCACGCACAACUCGCUGAGCAACAAACUCCUUCUAAACCCCUCGACCAGGCGGCAUCACAGCCCUCACGAUCCUGGACCCAGUCCCUCAAGUCAUACAUCCCAUUCACCUCCCCUUCCUCCUCCGCAACACAAGAUGCGCCGAACCCCGCGCGCCCAUCGACCACGAAAUCGGGCCUCGACACCGAGCGCGAGGUCUCGACGAUCCCCCGGACGGCAACCUCGGCGUACCCGGGCGACAGCCGGCCCUCGAAUCACGAGCAGGAGACGGGCGCCGACGAGGCGACGGGCAACUGGAUUUACCCUUCUCAAAAGAUGUUCUUCGACGCCAUGAAGCGCAAGGGUCACGACACGCGCGCCGCCGACAUGGCGACCGUCGUGCCCAUCCACAACGCUGUGAACGAGAGGGCCUGGAAGGAGAUAAAAGAGUGGGAGCAGCCCUAUCUCGAGGGCACUGCCUGCGACGGCCCCAAGCUCCACUCGUUCCUCGGGCUCAGCACGAAUAUGUCCCCCAAGGCGCGCAUCAACACGCUGCUGGGCUACACGCCGCCCUUCGACCGCCACGACUGGAUCGUCGACCGCUGUGGUGUGCAGGUCGAGUACGUCAUCGACUUCUACGCCGGUCGGCCGGAUGCCCACGGCAAGCCGAGUUUCUACCUCGACGUGCGUCCGAAGCUGAACAGCUGGGAGGGCGUCAAGAUGCGCGCGCUCCGGGGUGUUGGGCUGUCUUGA
Colletotrichum higginsianum IMI 349063 is the source of this 1212-nucleotide messenger RNA. RefSeq names its product Cytochrome c1 heme lyase. The record is from RefSeq and is a predicted model, not a curated record. The coding region runs from base 1 to 1212 and encodes 403 amino acids. The transcript has 2 exons. Gene Ontology annotation, molecular function: holocytochrome-c synthase activity. Gene Ontology annotation, cellular component: mitochondrion. Gene Ontology annotation, biological process: cytochrome c-heme linkage. NCBI's taxonomy places the organism in Eukaryota, Fungi, Ascomycota, Sordariomycetes, Glomerellales, Glomerellaceae.